UCCAAACCUUUGCUUGCAGAAGUGGCAAUGUUGCUUCGGUUGGGACAACCUCCAUUAUGCCCCAAAGUCAUCAAAUUGCAUGAUUGGAUUGAGAAUAAGAGGAGCUUUGUGCUCAUAAUGGAGUACCCAGAACCAUGCCAUACCUUGAAUCAACACAUCAUGUAUUCAGACAACAUGAAUGAAGGAAAAGCAUGCUGGUUAAUCUGUCAGUUAAUCCAAGCUGUGAAACACUGUUUUGACCGUGGAGUCUUCCAUGGUGAUAUCCACACAGGGAACAUCCUGUUGACUGACCACAGUUUAGAGCUCAAACUAAUUGACUUUGGUUGUGCUCAUCCAAUCAGCAGUGAGGGCAAUCUCAGCAGUGAAUAUCGAGGAGCACCACUCUGCACCCCACCUGAGGUCAUAAGGAAUAUCACAUUCCACGCUAACCCAGCAUAUGUCUGGGCAGUAGGUGCUGUGCUCUUUGAAAUCUUGCAUGGAUAUUUGCCCUUUGAAAGCCAAGAUAAAAUACUGCGUGGCUACGUUCAAGCAAAACCGACUUUAUCCUCAGCAUGCCGUGACCUGAUUUUCCAGUGUUUGAUCCGCAAUCCAGCUAACAGACUGAUGCUACAGCAUCUAGAAGAGCACAGAGUGGUGCGUCUUACGCCGCAGCCGGAGCAAGAUGAUUCAGAGCUAAUGCCUGCUCCAAGUCCCUUCAGAAUCACACCAACGGCUGACAUAGAUGCUGCUGACCCUGAGCUGGUGCGUCUGCCAGGCCAGGUCUGUGAAGAUGUUGAGUCGUUGGGCAAACGACAAACGCAGAUCUGGCGAAUCAUGAGUCGCCGCCUGUGA
Molecule: messenger RNA, 831 nt
Organism: Sinocyclocheilus anshuiensis
Lineage: Eukaryota; Metazoa; Chordata; Actinopteri; Cypriniformes; Cyprinidae
Product: serine/threonine-protein kinase pim-1-like
Exons: 4
Coding region: 28-831 (267 amino acids)
Biological process (GO): regulation of mitotic cell cycle; protein autophosphorylation; negative regulation of apoptotic process
Cellular component (GO): cytoplasm
Molecular function (GO): protein serine/threonine kinase activity; ATP binding
Source: RefSeq, a predicted model, not a curated record